Molecule: messenger RNA, 1682 nt
Organism: Xiphias gladius (swordfish)
Lineage: Eukaryota; Metazoa; Chordata; Actinopteri; Istiophoriformes; Xiphiidae
Gene: rab3da
Product: RAB3D, member RAS oncogene family, a
Exons: 6
Coding region: 281-946 (221 amino acids)
Biological process (GO): protein secretion; regulation of exocytosis; protein localization to plasma membrane
Cellular component (GO): endosome; synaptic vesicle; plasma membrane
Molecular function (GO): GTPase activity; GTP binding
Source: RefSeq, a predicted model, not a curated record
CUGACUUGACCGUGGUUACACGGUGAAUAUCCCGGUGACGGGCACAUGCACAGCCUGGAGAUCCGGGAGCAGGGCGCCUGAAGAGGAGCGCCCGACAGCUGCGCAUACCCAUCGGCUUUCAGGUAGAGGUGGAAGACCGCCGGAAGGACGGGCGGAGGAGAAACGCACCAUCCAAGCACUCUGAGUGAACUCUACAGACUGUUGUGGCUGAGAAUCCCAGGAGAUCAGCUGUUUCAGAAACUCUAAAACGAGCCCGUCUGGCACCAACAAUCCUGCCACGAUGGCUUUAGCCAGAGAUGCAGGGGCGGGCCCGGAGCAGAGAGAUGCAGCUGACCAAAACUUUGACUACAUGUUCAAGCUGCUGAUCAUUGGCAACAGCAGCGUGGGAAAGACCUCCUUCCUGUUCCGCUAUGCAGAUGACUCCUUCACCUCAGCCUUUGUCAGCACAGUGGGCAUUGAUUUCAAAGUCAAAACCAUCUACAGGAACGACAAAAGGGUUAAACUGCAGAUCUGGGACACAGCGGGGCAGGAACGCUACCGGACCAUCACCACAGCUUACUACAGAGGAGCCAUGGGAUUCCUGCUCAUGUAUGAUAUCACAAGCCAGGAGUCGUUCUGCGCUGUUCAGGACUGGGCAACCCAGAUCAAGACGUACUCGUGGGACAACGCUCAGGUAGUGCUGGUAGGCAAUAAGCUGGACUUGGAAGAAGACAGGCAGGUUCCCAUUGAGGAUGCCCAGAGACUAGCCACAGAGCUCGGCUUCCAGUACUUCGAAGCCAGUGCCAAAGACAACAUCAAUGUGAAGCAGGUCUUUGACAAGCUGGUGGACGUCAUCUGUGAGAAGAUGAACGACAGCGUCAACGGUGAUGCCAGUCCGUCUGCCAGUCACAAAGGAGAUGGCCUAAAGGACACGCCUCGCAGCAGCCAGGGCGGCUGCGCAUGCUGAUAGCUGAUAGUGGAAAUUCAUUGAGUGCUGUUUCAUAGUCACAAACACACACACGCACACACACACACACACGCACGCAAAUGCAAACACAGAUUAAUUGAAUUGCCAAAAAUCGGUCAUUGUGAAUGUACUUGAACAUAUGUUACUGCAAUACUAUCAUGGCUGCUUGGCUCCCAUUUUUUUUUCUCGUUAUCUUUUCUCAACCUGGUGGCGUCUUCAGUGCUUCCUCAUAAUUGUGAAUGUGACUGUUACACUGAGAUGCUAAAGAGCUGCGUCGAGCAGCGGUGCCUUCUGCCCAGUGCCUUUGCUUUACUGUUUUCUUGUUUAGUGGGUGAGCAGCACCUGUUGCAGGUGGGGAUGUGAACAAAAGGGCAUGAACCAAAUCAGCAUGGCAUGGAGGAUCACUGUGAUUUACUUGUGCUAUGCUACCCCCUUGUGGGAGUCACAUGAAAAUGCAUCACUGUGACUCACUGCACACUACAUCUACCCUUUAUAUCCUGUGAAUUAUGGCAAUGUUAGCCUGCUGAGGAAGAAGGCCCGCUGUUCAGUACAAAGGUACGGUGAUUCCAGGUGUAUUCUCAUUUUCUUUUAAUUUAUAUUUUGUUUAUUUUUUUUCCUGUUUUUCUUUGUACUUUUAAUCGUUAAUGCUUGUCCAGCAUUUUAUUUGCCAGGUUUAUUGUGUCCCCUCUAAAAAAUUAAGAUUAAAAGAUAUGGAUCAAAUAUGAUCAAAUAUGUC